AUGAGCAUGAACAACACGCAGAAACAAGAUGGCCUUGAGAUACCAGUGAGCGACCCCCAAGGCGUGUACGUGCCUCAAGAGGAAUACCAGAGCCUCCUUGCGAUUGCCCACCAGUAUGUCUACCUACGUCAGAAUCUCAUCGCACAAGGGCUGAACGAAGCAACUGUGGAUUCUCUCUGCCUUCAGAAGCCAGCUGGAGAUGCGCCUCCCUAUGCCCCUGAACAGUUUGAACCAUCGCCACCGGCAACAUUCACUUGCAAAGAACAAACAUCUACUUUCCCAGUUCAAUCGAAUACCGCUUCGGGAUGCCCUACUGAAGAUCAAGGACUUCGGCUGAACGGGAGUUGGCAGCCUAAUGCGUCGUAUCGAUCCUCAACCUAUCCGGGUGGCUCGAUCAACCACAAACGGCCUGUGUAUUUCCAGGGCAACAAAAGGCCAGAAAUUAAGGAAUGGUUUGAGCGCUCUGCGCAGAGGUCAGUCCUGCUCCUCAAUGUACCUGAUGGCGUCACACAUGGGGAUGUUGCUGCGGUUAUUCGAGGAGGUCCCGUACUGGAGAUUUUUCUUCGAAGUAAAGAUAACACUGCCACGGUCUCCUUUUUGCACGAGGCUGAUGCCUGUGCUUUUAUUGAGAACUGUCGUGCAGCCGGUUUGUACAUCAAAGACCGGAAGUUCACCCUCAGUGGCCAGGUUGCCCAUCAUAUUCGUAAGGGUGGCUCUCGUAACUUCGUCAUCCGCAAGCGGGACCCCAACCUCACUACUCAGGCUAUCCGCGAUGAUCUGGAACACAUUCACAAUCUUCAUGUGAUCAGCAUCGAGUUUGAGAAGGACAGCUGUUUCAUCAGCACCAAUGCGGUCCAUGGAGCUAUUUAUGCUCGAACUUGUCUUCAGAGCCGAGUAGAGUACAGAGCCUCUCGUAUUGAAUGGUAUGCGGAUGAAUGUGCGCAGCCAUUUCGGAGAAUAUCGUCUGCAUUUCACGCUCCCGUCCCUGAUGUGAAGCCGCAGAGAAGUGUCAUUACCGCCCAUCCAUCACGCAAGGACCUCAUGGGAAACCGUUUCCAGCUGUUGGAUCUUUCUGAUAGUGAGGGAAGUAAUGGGGAUGAUUCAUCUGACGACUCUUUUUGA
Molecule: messenger RNA, 1122 nt
Organism: Fusarium musae
Lineage: Eukaryota; Fungi; Ascomycota; Sordariomycetes; Hypocreales; Nectriaceae
Exons: 7
Coding region: 1-1122 (373 amino acids)
Source: RefSeq, a predicted model, not a curated record